This is a messenger RNA of Parascedosporium putredinis, 906 nucleotides long. The record is from the annotation of a GenBank genome assembly. NCBI's taxonomy places the organism in Eukaryota, Fungi, Ascomycota, Sordariomycetes, Microascales, Microascaceae.
AUGGCUUUCGCAAAGCACGCCGCCCUCGCCGGCGCCGCCAUAAUCCGACCCUCAAGCGCCGGCUCAGUGGGCUCCCGGUCGGAGAAUAGCAACUUGUCUUCCGCCUCGAAAAACACGCGGAUACCUCGUCCCGCUACUGUCGCGCCUAACUCGACGAAUUCCAGGAGGCCCAUCACGCUCAUGGAGGCGUAUAGGCUGGCAGAGGAGGAGGAGGAGCUUCGGGGCGCCCCGUAUGGCCCAGACGCGUCGCCUAGUCCCGCGCCGCGACCGUGGCGUUCGCGAAACAGCUCCGAAGAGGCCAAAAUGAGAAAGCUAUUGAAUCAGGACCCGCAAGAUAUCAGGGGAAGGGAGUCGAAAACGCCCGACGUUGGUCGCAGCAGCAUACCCAGGCGGCCUGGCAGCUCACUGUCGGAGAGAAGUAGUCACUCAUCCGGCUCUUCCGAUCGUAGGGUUUCGUCCGACGCGAACAAGGGCAAUCUCUCCGCCAAGUCUGGCUUGUUCUCCAAGUCUAAAGUAGGCCCAAACAUCGCCAGGACGGGUGAGGCGCUCGCGCGCAAAGCCAGCAAUAGCAGCCUUCGAAGCAGCGGCUCGGUUUCUCCUGCUCCCCGCGCCUACCGUGAACGAAAUUCGCUGGGCCGUGAGGACAGUGUUCCCAAUUUUGAUCCCCUCCCAGAAAUUCGAGCAGUGUACUCGUACCCCACGCCUGAAUACGAGGGCAACGCCUCGUCGCCCAACAAGAGCUAUGCCUGGCAGCUGGAGAAUGACUUUACUGCGGGCGACCUCUCGAUUUCGGAGAGCCCGAGAAUUAGGGUGGACUCGACGGGGAAACCACGGCGAAGCCGCAGCUCGAGGAGGCCGCCAAGCUCGACCCCCUCGCCGCAGCCCGUGGAGGCCCGCGAAUACUAA